Messenger RNA from Cydia strobilella, 1185 nucleotides. RefSeq lists its product as uncharacterized. The record is from RefSeq and is a predicted model, not a curated record. Bases 1 to 1185 code for a protein of 394 amino acids. Lineage: Eukaryota; Metazoa; Arthropoda; Insecta; Lepidoptera; Tortricidae. The transcript has 2 exons.
AUGAGUGCUAUAUUAUUAAAUAAUAGAGGUGAGCUCGAGACUCUAACUGCAAAACUAAGCUUAGCCUACAAACAGAUCCAGGAUCUCUCCACUGCUACGGCAGAACUUACUCAACUGAGCAAACAAAACCGAGAAUUGACAGAAUUGUUCCUAGGUAACUAUCCGGAUAUGGAGCCCAGCGACGAAAAUGAUGUAGACGCAACCCAGACAAGCAGGCUUGUGUCUGAGCCCGCGCCGCCUUCGUCUGAGCCCGCGCCGCCUUCGUCGGCUGAGCCCACGCCGCCUUCGUCUGAGCCCGCGCCGCCCUUUGCUGAGCCCGCGCCGUCUUCGGCUGGGUCUGCCCCGCCUUCGGCGGAGCCUGCCCUGCCUUCGUCUGAGCCUGCGCCGCAUUCGGCUGAGCGCAUGCCACCAUCGGCUGAGCCCGAGUCGCCGUCUGAGCCCGAGCCGCCUUCGGCUGAGCCCGCGCCGCCUUCGGCUGGGUCUGCCCCGCCUUCGGUUGAGCCUGCUCCGCCUCCGUAUGAGCCCGCGCCGCCUUCGGCUGAGCCUGCUCCGCCUCCGUCUGAGCCCGCACCGCCUUCGGCUGAGCGCGCGCCGCCUCUGUCUGAGCCCGCACCGCCUUCGCCAGCCAAAGAGCCUGCGCCGCCUUCUUUUGAGCCCGUGCUGCCUUCGGCUGAGCGCAUGCCACCUUCGGCUGAGCCCACCCCGCCUUCGUCUGAGCCCGCGCCGCCUCCGUCUGAGCCCGCGCCGCCUUCGGCUGAGCGCGCGCCGCCUCUGUCUGAGCCCGCGCCGCCUUCGCCAGCCAAAGAGCCUGCGCCGCCUUAUUUUGAGCCCGUGCUGCCUUCGGCUGAGCGCAUGCCACCUUCGGCUGAGCCCACCCCGCCUUCGUCUGAGCCCGCGCCGCCUCCGUCUGAGCCCGCGCCGCCUUCGGCUGAGCGCGCGCCGCCUCUGUCUGAGCCCGCGCCGCCUUCGCCAGCCAAAGAGCCUGCGCCGCCUUAUUUUGAGCCCGUGCUGCCUUCGGCUGAGCGCGCGCCGCCUUCAUUUGGGCCCGCGUUGCCUUCAGCUGAGCGCACGCCGCCUUUGUCUGAGCCGGCGCCGUCUUCGGCAGAGCGUGCGCUGCCUUCGGAUGGCCUCGAAUCUAAUAAACCUAAUAUAAUCAUGUAUUGUGAUGAGAUCGGAGACAGAUAG